Dreissena polymorpha is the source of this 1249-nucleotide messenger RNA. RefSeq names its product heme-binding protein 2-like. The transcript is spliced from 4 exons. Lineage: Eukaryota; Metazoa; Mollusca; Bivalvia; Myida; Dreissenidae. The coding region runs from base 200 to 835 and encodes 211 amino acids. The record is from RefSeq and is a predicted model, not a curated record.
CCUUACAUUCAGAAUGAACUCUACUCGGUCGUAUGUUUACAUUUCGCUUGUUAUGAAAGGAAACCAGCGGCGUCCUGAAUUUUAACCAAAUCGCAAUUUAUAAAAGUGAUGAGGAUUUCAAAACAAAUAGUUGCGGUUUCAAAAGGAAGUAAAUAUAGUUCAUAAGUUCACAUGUCAAGUGAGCGUUGAUUUAUGACGCAUGAUCAGUUGCCGAUCACGUUUGUUCGCACGUGAGGUGGGACUAUUAUUAAACUGCAGAGGUCCAUCUGCCAGAAGCAUGAGCUACCAGAGAACAGCAGGAGAAAGUGGAGUAGAGAGACCACCAUACACGGUGGUGGAUUCAAGAGACGGUUACGAGGAGCGGAAGUACGUGGCAGCAAAAUGGGUGAGUACCACGGUGGAGAGUAUGACACGGCAGAGCGCGGUAUCCACGGCCUUUCAGCGUUUAUUCAACUACAUCUCGGGAGAAAACGAUCUGAAAACCAAAGUAGAUAUGACGGCGCCCGUUGCGACCCGUAUAGUCCCGGGGGCCGGGCCUAAUUGCGAGAGCACGUUCACGGUGUCCUUCUACAUACCGCCGAAACACCAGAAGUCUGCUCCGGCACCCACGCGCAACGGCGUGUUCAUCGAAUCCUUCCCACAAAUGACGGUCUACGCCAGCGGCUUUGGAGGAUUCGCAGACGACGGGCAUUGGGUCGAACAUGCCCGCGAGUUGUCCGAAAAGCUGAAGCAGAAGAACAUUCACCGGGAGUUUUAUUUCACUGCUGGCUACGACAGUCCCUUUAAGAUGUCUAACCGAUUGAACGAGGUCUGGUUCGUGAAAAAAGAUUCGUGAGUCAUUGCGGGGCCAAGAAGCUGUGCAAAGCAACUGGAACUGUGUCGCGAAAACGUGUGCAAACUUUUUUCACGGGCGUGGUUCGUAGUUAAAUAAAGUACGCUGCGAGUUGUCAUAUGCGGGAGACUGUUUUAUUGUUUGCAAGUACCAGUAAUUGGUUGCUCAAAAUAUUCGAAUAAACAGAUGAUGAAUGUGUGCAGUGUUAAAAAAAAACAUUGGUCCCUACUGUGAAUUUUUACGCUUCCGGAAGUACUGCCAAUUCAUUGAACAUAUGAAAUUGGAGGUAUUUUGUGUUGUUGUUUUCAGAAUAAAUAAAAUAUUUAUUCAUUUUCAUUUAUUUUGAAUGCGUUUGCUUUUCGCUACGUCUAAUGUUCAUAAAGUAAUAAUGCACGUUAUAUACAUUAUUGAACACGG